Blepharisma stoltei is the source of this 1002-nucleotide messenger RNA. NCBI's taxonomy places the organism in Eukaryota, Ciliophora, Heterotrichea, Heterotrichida, Blepharismidae. The record is from the annotation of a GenBank genome assembly.
AUGUCAAGUUUGAAGCCAAUGACAGAGCCAGAAAAAGAUGAGCAUGGGAGCAGGAUAAUUACGGUACGGUUUAUUAAAAGCCUGUGUGAGCAGCAAGGGUUUUUUGAUACCCCCAGAUUAAAUAAAAGACUUUUUUUGCAUUUUCAGGGGUUUGUUGAUAUUCGAAACUUAGAUGAGUACACCAAUUUAAGAGCUUUAUGGCUUGAAAAUAACUGGAUUCGGAAGAUUGAAGGACUAAACGCUUUGGUUAACUUACGCUGCCUUUAUUUACAGAAUAAUCAACUAGAGAAACUUGAAAAUCUCGAUUCGCUGACUGAGUUGGUGAAUUUUAAUGUCUCUUAUAACAGAAUUUCCAAAAUUGAGGGCUUGGAAAGGCUGGUUUCACUUGAAGAUUUACAUAUUUCGCAUAAUAAAAUCACAAGCUCAGAAAGUCUGUAUGGACUGGCCGAUGUUCCGUCAUUGAUGACCUUAGAUAUUAGCAGCAAUGAGCUUGAAGACAACGUGCAUGUAUUACCAGUGCUUGAAUCUCUGCCAAAUUUGGCUUGCUUGUAUGUAAAAGAAAUCGAGUGGAUUAGGGGCAUUGAAAAUUAUAGGAAGAUUUUGAUUGUAAAGUUAAAAAAUUUGAAUUAUUUGAAUGAAAGGCCUAUUUCUGAAAGGGAAAGGCUGAAUUCAGAGACGUGGUGGGCAAGCCAAAGCUCGAAAAGUUUAGAGGAAUUGUGAUCGAGAAAAAUUGAAGAUGUGACUGUAGAAGUGGCUGAAGAGGAAAAAGGAGAGGAAAAUGAUCAUGAGCAGAGUUCUGACUCUGAAGUUAAGUUUGAGAAAUUACCGAUUUCAGAGCUGAGUAUUGAGGAACUGGAGCAGCUGCUUGUAACCCAUUUUUUUAACUUUGAAAAAGUUCAUAGUAUAUUAUCUUCAAAAUUCAAGUGCUCUCCAGAAUCAAUAAGGCUCAAAUGAAGUGCAUAUGAGCUUGAAAUAAGAGGAAAUUCUCCUGUAUCAUUGUAA